AGCCGAGCGCGCAUAUUGUCAAUUCGCCAACAUCUUCCCCUAUCGGCAAGCUCGUUGCGUUCGGAUCGAGGGAACCAUGUCCUGCUGGGACAGUGCCGAUACCUCGAGUUCGAAAGGAAGACUUAAUAAGGGCUAGAUCUCUCCUUAAUAACCCUUCUCCUUUUGUCAGCAUGGACAAUGAUGUUCCGUCGCAUCAUAUGGUUUCUAUACUGGUGGACGACCUGGACACCAAAUACGGAGUCGAUGCACAUCUAUCCGUCUAUAAUUUGACAGUCGCGGAAGAUCAAUUCAGUGGGCAUAGACUUCACAUUGAAAAUGGUCCGUCGGAUCAUGUGAGCGCGAUCUUUGCAGGAUGGGCAGUUUAUCCAAGCUUGAAUGGUGAUGGUCUCACACGGUUUAUUACGUACUGGACGGGGGAUGGCUUUCGCAAUGGGUGCUUCAACAUCUUGUGUCCAGGGUUCGUGCAAAUACAUAGGACACUCACACCUAACAGUCCCAUCACUCCGACAUCCACAUACGGCGGACAACAGUACGAGAUUAGAGUCCAUGUUGAGCAGGACCCUGGUACCGGGAAUUGGUGGCUCGUUGUGAACGGAGACAUCGCUGUCGGGUAUUGGCCAAAGGAGCUGUUCGUCAACUUAGGCGACGGAGGCAAGAGAGUGUCCUGGGGAGGAGAAGGAUUCUCCGGGAAAACAAAAAAUUUGCCCUCCGUUGGGAAGCGGGCACACGCCGGACGGCAAGUACGACCACGCCACGUUUUUCCGCCAGAUCUAUUACGUGACGGGGUCCAACAGAAACCAAACUCCUCUGGCCGUGUUUGAGUGGGUGGACAAGUCGAAGGUUUAUGGCCUAAAAAAUGACAUGUAUAUACCCAAAGAAGGAUUUGGGUAUAGCUUUACGUAUGGAGGUCCAGGGGGUACUUGUGAUUAGUUGAUGUCUAACUAGUGAAGAGGCUGCAUAUUAUAUGAAGCUAGGUGUGUUAAUCAAUAAUUUGCAAAUGCAAAGUUGUGUGGCGAUGUAGAAA
This is a messenger RNA of Eucalyptus grandis, 1024 nucleotides long. RefSeq lists its product as uncharacterized. The transcript is spliced from 4 exons. NCBI's taxonomy places the organism in Eukaryota, Viridiplantae, Streptophyta, Magnoliopsida, Myrtales, Myrtaceae. The record is from RefSeq and is a predicted model, not a curated record. Bases 171 to 821 code for a protein of 216 amino acids.